AUGUCACUACAUCACGAUACAAUACAUAACGGUGCAAUAUAUAAUAUACAAUACAUCACGAUACAAUACAUCACGAUACAAUACACCACGAUACAAUAUACCACGAUACAGUACAUAACGAUACAGUACACCACGAUACAAUACAUCACUAUACAAUACAUAACGAUACAAUACAUCACGAUACAAUACAUCACGAUACAAUACACCACGAUAUACACCACGAUACAGUACAUAACGAUACAGUACAUCACUAUACAAUACAUAACGAUACAAUACAUAACGAUACAGUACAUAACGAUACAGUACAUAACGAUACAGUACACCACGAUACAAUACGAUACAAUACAUAACGAUACAAUACGAUACAAUACAUAA
Messenger RNA from Ylistrum balloti, 375 nucleotides. RefSeq lists its product as uncharacterized. Bases 1 to 375 code for a protein of 124 amino acids. The record is from RefSeq and is a predicted model, not a curated record. NCBI's taxonomy places the organism in Eukaryota, Metazoa, Mollusca, Bivalvia, Pectinida, Pectinidae. The transcript has 3 exons.